Molecule: messenger RNA, 2001 nt
Organism: Leishmania major strain Friedlin
Lineage: Eukaryota; Euglenozoa; Kinetoplastea; Trypanosomatida; Trypanosomatidae
Product: putative protein kinase
Exons: 1
Coding region: 1-2001 (666 amino acids)
Biological process (GO): protein phosphorylation
Cellular component (GO): cytoplasm
Molecular function (GO): ATP binding; protein serine/threonine kinase activity; protein tyrosine kinase activity
Source: RefSeq, a predicted model, not a curated record
AUGAACUUCCUCGGCGGCUCUCUUCGCAGCGGUGGCGGCCACCGCAGGGAGAAAGGAUUCUCUGCCAAGAACAAGGUGCAGCAGUACCACGGCGACGGCAGCGAGUCGAUUGUCCUCGCGGGCCGCCCGUUUCGCGUCCUGCAGAAGAUCAGCGACGUGCCACCGCCCUACAUGGUAACCCGCCAGCGCUCCACGAAAUACGGCGAGGGCGGCAGCUCCUACGUGUACCUGGUGGAGAACACGAGCCACCUGCCCGAGUUUCCGCGGCAUCUGGCCCUGAAGCGGUCAUUCUUCGGGGUGGACCAGGUCAUGGAGGCGCACAAGGAGGUCGAAAUCGUCUCUCGCAUAGAGGACAAGAACAUUGUGUGCGUGUACCACAGCGAAAUCUCGCGCAGUGAGGGGCGCCUCGGCGUCAGCAUCGCGAUGGAAUACUGCUCCAACAACCUUUACCACCGCAUCCGCAGCAGCGCCGGCACCGGCAUCGUAACCCGGCUGACCGAGGCCGAGAUUUGUCAUGUCAUGUUCGCUGUGACGAGCGCUGUCGGGUACCUGCACGCGCAGCAGCCGCCCAUCACGCACCGCGACAUCCGCCCCGAGAACAUCCUCAUCAACAACAAGCACGCUGGCCCCACCGCGUACAAGCUGACAAACUUCGGCAACGCCACCACGGAGGCGUACCAGUGCGAAACCCGCGAGGAGGCGAACAUGGCGAUUGCAGAUAUUCAGAUGCACACAAACCCAGCCUUCCGCGCGCCGGAGAUGGCGGACCCGUGGAGCAAGAAGCGCAUCUGCGAGAAGACAGACAUGUGGUCCAUGGGCGUGCUGCUCUACUACAUGAUGUACAUGUCCCUCCCCUUCGACCCAAGCACCACCAUUGUCAAGGACUGGGCUCUCACGUUCCCCUCGGAAGCGACGGCUUCCUACACACCGUCGCUGCGGGUCAUAACCGAGCACCUGCUGGACCCUGACCCGUGCUCCCGCUGGGACGUCUUUGCGCUAAUCAACUACAUGCGCUUCGACGAGGACUGCAGCCGUCACCUCGGCACCUUCUGCUUCACCAAGACCGAGUGGCCGGAAGGGUGGGAGGAGCAGGACGUGAAGGUUCUGGGGCGCACCCCACCGCCGAAGGCACCGCCAGUCUCGUACAACGAGCCCGGCCACGAGCAACUGGACAGCCGCGGCCUCAGAGGCCAAGAACGCGUCCACGGCCACACCAACGGCCACCAACCCCCUGAUGACCGCGGAAACGGCAGAGAUAGCGCCGUCGUCGACGGCGCUGCGGUGCAGGAAGCAAUGAUAGUCCUCGGCGGCGACCCAGCGGACGACGACCCCGCGGUGGCAAAGUACCGUCAUCAGAUCAUCAUGGUGCAGCAGGAAGCGUGGAGGCGCGCCAAGGCGGCGGCCGGUCUCCGAGACUCCCCGCCAACGGAGCCUCAGGAGAGCAGCGCGGCGCCGGCACCCACCAGGGCGAACAACGAGGCCCAGAAGGACGUCUUUGACGACCUCUUUGCCAGUGCGUCCCCGACAGUGUUCCCAACCUCUCAGGCCUCGCCUGCCAUGGGCCCCUCAGCUCCGCCCGCAACUCAUCAGCCGCCGGAGAAGGACGUAUUCAGCGCCAGUGAUCUCUUCAGUACUUCGGCGCCGCAGCUAGACCCGUCGUACCCAGUGAUGAACACCUAUGGCCAAGCGCCACAGCAGAUGGCGAUGGGCGGCUGGGGUAGUGGAGCGCCUGUGAUGGGAAGUGGUGGGUAUCCAAUGCAACAGCCUCAGAACCAGCAGCAGGCCCCAUGGGGAUACGGUGUUAGCAACGCGAACAACUACGCUCCUCCUCUUCCUCCGCAGCAGCAGCAGCAGCAGCAGCUGCAGCCAUUCACGAACUUUCUGCCCCCUCUGUCGGGCCAGCAGCCGGGCCAGCAGCAGAGCCAGCAGCAGGAAACAAGCCAGCCACGCACGGCCCGGGCGACAGCCAAGAGGGACCCCUUCGCCGAUCUCUUCAACUAA